Molecule: messenger RNA, 3144 nt
Organism: Nymphalis io (European peacock)
Lineage: Eukaryota; Metazoa; Arthropoda; Insecta; Lepidoptera; Nymphalidae
Product: GTPase-activating Rap/Ran-GAP domain-like protein 3
Exons: 24
Coding region: 118-3108 (996 amino acids)
Biological process (GO): regulation of small GTPase mediated signal transduction; activation of GTPase activity
Cellular component (GO): cytoplasm
Molecular function (GO): GTPase activator activity
Source: RefSeq, a predicted model, not a curated record
ACUUGUUAAUCAAUGCCAAACUUAUCAUACAGUAAAGGCUAAUACGCAAAUAGGAAUAGUAUCUCUUCGUUAGUGGACUCAAGUAACGUGUAUUAAGAUUCCGGCGAAGGCGAGCGGAUGGUGUGCGAUGGUGGCGCCAUGCUUUGCUUGGAGUCGCUGAUGACGCGGUGGCGCGAGCGAGGGGAGCGCGAGAGUCGGCGCGCGCGCUCCCAUAGCCUCUGCUCCUCUGCAGCUGAAGGUAGCCUCUUGCAACUGCUACACAGAAGGGCUAGCAGUGCGAUCUCGUCAGCCAGUGAGCUUAUAUCGAGACGAGGGGUGUUCUCCCGCAGACAAUAUGGCUCCGUCGAACAGUUGUCAGCAUCGGUGGAGGGAGGCGGUGCAGCGGAUACGAUUGUGCGUCGUUAUCGGCUUGAAAACGGCAAUUCACUUGGCGAAAAAGAUGAAUUAUUUGGACCGCCCAGCGCACCGGUACUUGAAAAUCCGGAAUUUCAAACACGAUGGUACUUCAAAUAUUUCUUAGGAAAAAUGCAUCAGAAUUACAUCGGGGUGGAUGGCGCGAGGGAACCGUACCUCCUCAGCGUUGUACAAGAGGGUGCGGGUCUUUUACGAGCAAUUCUCUUCAAUAAAAUGGGAGCUCAUAAAAUAUAUCUUCCGGCGAGCGCGUGGAGUGGCGGCGGCGGUCAAGCACCGACCAGGCCCACCCUCAAACAGAUAUUGGCCCAGUUUACAGCCAUCGAGCGGAUUGACAAAAUGCCUAGAGAGAUAACGUGCCCGGAAUUACAAAAAGAUGUUUUGCUGCUGGAAGAACAAGAGGGUUCUGUGAAUUUCAAAAUAGGCGUUAUGAUAAUGAAACCCGGCCAAAGGACAGACGAUGAAAUGCUUUCAAACGAGAAAGGCAACGAGAAAUGGGACCGAUUUAUUUCACUUUUGGGCGACAAGAUUCGAUUAAGAGGAUGGAACCGCUUUCGAGGAGGCCUCGACGUCAAAGGUGACAUGACCGGUAGCCAUUCUAUAUAUACAAUGCACCAGGGACACGAAAUAAUGUUCCACGUCUCCACAAUGUUGCCUUUCUCCAAAGAUAAUAAACAACAGCUGGAGCGAAAGCGACACAUCGGAAACGACAUCGUCAACAUCGUGUUCACUGAAGACACUGCUCAUAACACCUUCAACCCGCAGUGUGUUAAGAGUCAUUUUACUCAUAUAUUUGCCGUGGUAUCCGAAGUGGAAGGUGAAGGAUAUAGACUGAGCGUGUACACGGACGAUACAGUGCCGCCAUUUGGCCCAUCACUACCAUGUCCACCGAUUUUUAGUGACCCACAGCUCUUCAGGGAAUUUUUACUUGUAAAACUUAUGAAUGGUGAAAAAGCUGCGUUCCAAACUCCAACAUUCGCACUCAAAAGACAACGAACCCUGGACACGCUCAUAAGAGAUAUAUAUGCCGAACAUUGUUCCGACCACAAAGUGCCAAUGCUUUCACGUCGCGCUUUGUCAGACGUAUGGUCAGGUGGAGCGGGGACGGGAAGCGCGGGAGCAGCACGCACAGAACGAUUCCUCCACGUUGGCCAGGCGCUGAAACUUGAUGCAGUGCUACGUGGAGAUGCACCAACUAGUUUGGUUUCGACUGGUUGCGGUGGCUCACGACGCGCUCCUUGGGAAGGACGACUAUGGCGCGCUGCGCCACUACCCGCUACACCCGUAUGUGCGGAACAACUAGCAGAAGGUCGCCUAUUACUAUCUACUACUUCGAACACAUAUAUACUAGAAGAGAGCGGGACAACCAAAGUAGUGCUCCGUUGGGAAGGAUGCGUUCGUUCAGCUCGCGUGACAGAGCGCGCAGGUCUUUUCCGCGUAGGGGCGCGGGUGACGGUGGGUGGCGGGUCGACGACGGGCGGCGCGGGGGGUGCGGGAGUGUACGCGCUGCCUUUGCCCGCGCUCGCCGCCGGCGCCUGGGCCAUGCGCCCGCUGCAAGACUGCAAGCACGCCCGCCUUCCACGCACUAAGACUGCGCACUUUUUCGAUAUCCUCGAACAAGGCGAAAAUGGAAAGACACUAUUAGCAGUGGCGAUUGGUAGAAGAGUUCUUUUACUGUCAGAAGAACUUAAUACAGAAAAUGAAAUGGGCUUCGAAUAUAUGCAUAUCAAGGACAUACAACUGAGUGAAUCUCCUAUACUAAUAAAGCUUAUGGACGGAGAAUAUGGAGUUAUGGUUGUGGGCUACAAGCAUCACUGGGAGCUGCUAGAACUGAGUGCUGGACAGAUUAUAAAGAGAGCUGAUGGUUCUGAAGAUAAUGUUCCUCGUCGAGGCGCUCUAGUCAAUGCAUUGCGUAUCGGUGACGAUAGAGAUGGACAAAUCAUAUUAUGUUAUAAUCAUACAUGCCAUUUCGAACGGCUAACAAAUAAAGGCCUAGAAAGUGAUAGCGAAUAUGAUUUUCACUGGACGACUGUUCCCACAGCUGUUGUAUGUGCGUUUCCGUACAUUAUGGCGUUUGCGGAGGACUUGCUAGAAAUCAGAUUAGUAGCAAAUGGAUCAUUAGUCCACGCUGCUUGUAUACCUGGCCUGAAAAUACUCUGUGGGCGAAGAGAUAUAUUCUACGUAGCGUGCGCGCCCGAGUACAUUCCGCUGAGCCGCGAGAUCGACCCUUGCCUUGCACUACACGACAACUACGAGCUCGUGCGUCAGAUGAGCAAGUGCGGACCAUACUCUAUAGAUGACGAUGAUGCCGAUAAUAAAGCUGAAACGGGUCAGAAUAGCCGAACCCCAGAGAACAAUUCGGCUUCUAGUCGCAGCAGCUCGAUAUCAUCCGAACAGGAAAACAUCCGCCCUCCGCUGCAGAGAAUGACACCCAUUUCGCCGCCCACCUCGCCCCUGGUGCUCCCAGAGAACAGCGGUCGCUGUGUACGCAUCUACAAAAUCCCGCAGAGUAAUCUCAGUGCCGCAACCUACCAGAGGCAGUCCGUCUCCGCGGACCAAGUCGUCACCUCUUACUUCUCUGACAGACCAAACAGUAUUAAACAAAGACUAGCAGAAUUAAGAUUAGACAGUAAAUCGAGGGGAGGCGGCGAACAGGAAUGCUUAGAAAAUUCGAAUUAUCCAUCAACAAUGCCAUAAAAUAUAGUAACGUAAGGUUUUAUCACAUUUUAAUAU